Messenger RNA from Carlito syrichta (Philippine tarsier), 2294 nucleotides. It is a transcript of the gene RANBP3, whose product is annotated as RAN binding protein 3. The record is from RefSeq and is a predicted model, not a curated record. NCBI's taxonomy places the organism in Eukaryota, Metazoa, Chordata, Mammalia, Primates, Tarsiidae. Gene Ontology annotation, cellular component: nuclear pore; cytoplasm. The transcript has 16 exons. The coding region runs from base 201 to 2294 and encodes 697 amino acids. Gene Ontology annotation, biological process: protein export from nucleus. Gene Ontology annotation, molecular function: GTPase activator activity.
UGCGCAGGCGCGCGCUCGGAGCGCGGCUCGGCGGGCAAGGCGGUCCAGAGCGCGACUCCACGCGGGGCUCAGUGCGCAGGCGCGAGCCGCCCGCCUCGCACGGAGUCGGCUGGUGAAGUGCGCACGCGCGGGAGUUGCUAGCAGCAAGCAGGCGAACCUGGGCCGGCGCGGGGCCUUGUGGGAGGGCUUAAGGAAGUAAAAUGGCGGACCUGGCGAACGAAGAAAAACCUGCCAUUGCUCCACCCGUCUUUGUGUUUCAGAAGGAUAAAGGACAAAAGUCCUCUGCAGAGCAAAAAGACUUGUCGGAUUCGGGAGAGGAGCCUCGGGGGGAGGCUGAGGCCCCCCACCAUGGCACGGGUCACCCCGAGUCAGCUGGUGAGCAUGCCCUAGAACCUUCUGCCCCCGCUAGCGCCUCAGCCAGCACUCCUCCGCCUCCCGCUCCUGAAGCCCAGCUUCCUCCUUUUCCGCAAGAACUGGCAGGGAGGUCAGCUGGAGGCUCCAGUCCCGAAGGCGGUGAAGAUUCUGACCGAGAAGAUGGAAAUUACUGCCCUCCUGUGAAGCGAGAAAGAACGUCCUCUCUAACCCAGUUCCCACCCUCACAGUCAGUAUCAAAAAACAAUGUUUUUAUGCCAUCAACCUUCUGCGAGUCAUCUGCAGGCAAUUCUGACUCAGAACCAGAGGAAAGGAGCAGUGGGUUCCGGUUGAAGCCACCGACGCUGAUCCACGGCCAGGCACCCAGCGCAGGUCUGCCGAGCCAGAAGCCCAAGGAGCAGCAGCGGAGCGUGCUUCGCCCAGCAGUGUUACAAGCCCCGCAGCCAAAGGCCCUGGCCCAGACCGUCCCAAGCAGUGGCACCAAUGGGGUCAGCAUCCCAGCAGACUGCCCGGGGGCAGCGCCAGCAGCAUCGCCCGAGAACCCCGCAAGGAGAAGUCCUUCCGAAUCUGCUGACGACGUGCACACACUUGAGGAAAAAGAGCCCCAGAAAAAUGAGUCCAGCAAUACUUCUGAGGAGGAGAGCUGCGAGAAAAAGGAGCAGGCUGCCCAGCAGGCCUUCGUGUUCGGGCAGAACCUGAGGGACAGAGUUAAGCUAAUAAAUGAGAGCACUGAUGAGGCUGACAUGGAGAACACCGGGCACCCCAGCUCAGACACGCCAACCGCAACAAACUAUUUCCUUCAGUAUAUCAGCUCCAGUUUAGAGAACGCGACCAAUAGUACCGAUGCCUCCAGCAACAAGUUUGUGUUUGGCCAGAACAUGAGCGAGCGAGUUUUGAGCGCCCCCAAAUUAAACGAGGUCAGUCCAGAUGCCAACAGGGAAAACACAGCUGCCGAGUCUGGGUCUGAGUCCUCUUCCCAGGAGGCCACCCCUGAGAAAGAGUCCCUGGCCGAGUCGGCAGCUGCCUACACCAAGGCCACAGCACGGAAGUGUUUGUUGGAAAAGGUGGAAGUCAUCACUGGGGAGGAGGCGGAGAGCAACGUGCUGCAGAUGCAGUGUAAAUUGUUUGUCUUUGACAAGACCUCACAGUCGUGGGUGGAAAGGGGCCGGGGGCUGCUCAGACUCAACGACAUGGCGUCCACCGACGACGGCACCUUACAAUCCCGACUAGUGAUGCGGACCCAGGGGAGCCUGCGGCUGAUCCUCAACACCAAGCUCUGGGCCCAGAUGCAGAUCGACAAGGCCAGCGAGAAGAGCAUCCGCGUCACAGCCAUGGACACCGAGGACCAGGGCGUGAAGGUCUUCCUGAUCUCGGUGAGCCACCGCCUCCGAGCCCCGGGUGACCCCCGCAGGCCACACGGGACUCCGCAGCACCCUGGGCUGCCCGAGGGGUCUCCUGCAGUGUUGCCCAGUCCCUGCCCUGGGAGUGGAGAUGGAGCACGCAGAGGCCAGGUGCGGGAGCAGGGGACCCGGCCCCAGGUGGAGCGGGCUGGUUGGUGGAAGCCAGCGGCGGUGGCAUCCCCCCAGCAAGCCCCCCAGGACCAUGCAGCACGACCCAGGUGCAGACGCCGAGCCCCUGGGGGACGUUGGUGGGGGGGAGGAGGGAGGGGAGGCUUAGGGCCCAGACCCCAGGGUGAACCUUCGUGUUUCGGAAGCGUCGGGAUCACUGUCAGGGCGGGACAGUUGAGGGGAGAGGGGAACAGGCCUCGGUUGCUGUGCUGGGAACACAGAUGGGGUUGUCAUCUCCUCCACUCCGAGGAGCAGCUGGGGAUUGGCUUUGGGGCAGUGGGUGCAGUCACCUGUGUCCCGUGUGGUGGGGAGGUCACCGCCACAGCCAUUAACCCUGGCCACGUGGGGGGGUAG